Echinostoma caproni is the source of this 258-nucleotide messenger RNA. The record is from the annotation of a GenBank genome assembly. Lineage: Eukaryota; Metazoa; Platyhelminthes; Trematoda; Plagiorchiida; Echinostomatidae.
AUGCUCACCAGGUGCCGGUACCCACGUAUUCAAAAAUUUUCAUAUCGGUACCUGCAUUUGGCCUCAAAACUUGAAAUGCCUUCACCCAAUCCUAUCCGUUCUCCUCCGUGGCACACGCUAACUAGAUUCGGUUCUCUUGGGCCCGCUGGAUGCUUGGGUUCCUCACCAGCAAUGGACAAUUUAGCUCCGGCAAUGGUUGUUGGGCACGGUUGUUUCGACCGUUUUGACUACACGCGUCCGCGUUCCGGACCAGGUUGA